Messenger RNA from Trichosporon asahii var. asahii CBS 2479, 864 nucleotides. Its product is annotated as dCMP deaminase. Lineage: Eukaryota; Fungi; Basidiomycota; Tremellomycetes; Trichosporonales; Trichosporonaceae. The record is from RefSeq and is a predicted model, not a curated record. The coding region runs from base 1 to 864 and encodes 287 amino acids. The transcript has 2 exons.
AUGUUCAUCUCGCUGAUUGGCUUGCCCUCCGCCGGCAAGCACAGCGUGCUCGAGUACCUCGUGGAGAACUUUGGCUUCACGCCGCUGUACAUCGGGGAUCCGAACGAUGUGGAGCGCAUGGCCGAACGGGUAGGCAAUCUGAGUCUGAACUGGAGUCUGGAGGUGAGUAGCGCUGCAACCUCUGCUGCACUGUUUGCCUGCGCACACACCUUCCGCACCCCGGACGACAUGCUCGACUACGUCACUCGCUCCUGGCGCGGCCGUUGGGUCACGCUCGACCUGGGGACCUGGGAGCGCGCCGAGCCCUUCCUGAAGCGCCCAUUCUUCAUGGUCGUCAACGUCGAGGCGCCGAUCGGCGCGCGCUACGCAAGGGAGAAGCGACGGCAACCGAACCUCUCGCUCGAGGACUUUAUCGCCGCACACGACAAGCGGCUGUACGAGACGGGGGCGGACCUGACGCGCCUUAUCGAGUGCGCGCACGUGACGAUCGUGAACCGCUUCGAGGGACUCAACGGGCUGCAUGCACACCUCGACCAGGCCAAUCUGCUCGAUGAGGAGAGGCUGCGGCCAGGUUGGGACAUGUACUUUAUGGUGAGUGCUGCAUUGACUCUUUUGCUGCUUCUCCGUUCCGGAGAGGUGGUGAAGGGACUGCUGAGAGGGGUAAGGAUCAAGCUAACUUUAGACACUCGCGUCGCUCGCCUCGCACCGGUCAAACUGUAUGAAGCGCCGUGUUGGCGCCGUGCUCGUGCGCAGCAAGCGUAUCAUCUCGACGGGGUACAAUGGCACGCCGCGCGGGACGGUGAACUGCAACGAGGGCGGAUGUGCGCGGUGCAACGGACCAGCGAAAGGAGGGCAGUCAUGUAA